Paraphaeosphaeria sporulosa is the source of this 1562-nucleotide messenger RNA. RefSeq names its product P-loop containing nucleoside triphosphate hydrolase protein. Gene Ontology annotation, cellular component: Ctf18 RFC-like complex; DNA replication factor C complex; Elg1 RFC-like complex. The transcript is spliced from 3 exons. Bases 94 to 1281 code for a protein of 395 amino acids. The record is from RefSeq and is a predicted model, not a curated record. Gene Ontology annotation, biological process: DNA-templated DNA replication; DNA repair. NCBI's taxonomy places the organism in Eukaryota, Fungi, Ascomycota, Dothideomycetes, Pleosporales, Didymosphaeriaceae. Gene Ontology annotation, molecular function: DNA binding; DNA clamp loader activity; ATP hydrolysis activity.
GUCGAGCCUCACAUUCUCGCGUGCAGCUGCCUUACCGAGUGAUUCAGAGCAUUCAGCACUACUUGGUUGUCCUACCCAAGUAUUCCAGUCAACAUGUCGGACUAUGAAGAUGAGAUGGACGUCGAUGCGCCCGCCGCACGAACCUCUAUAGCGUUCGGCGGAGAUGCGAAGAAGGGAAAGCGAAGCGCUGCGAAUCUGCCGGUGGAGGCCGAAGACUCUUUGCCCUGGGUAGAGAAGUAUCGACCAAGCUCGUUGGACGACGUCGAAGGUCACAAGGACAUCAUAGCUACAAUCAACAAGUUUGUAGACUCAAACCGAUUACCGCAUCUUCUCCUCUACGGCCCUCCUGGUACUGGCAAAACCUCGACCGUCCUCGCUCUCGCACGCCGUAUUUACGGCGCCAAAAACAUGCGCCAAAUGGUGCUGGAACUGAACGCUUCGGAUGACAGAGGCAUCGACGUGGUCCGUGAGCAGAUCAAAACCUUCAGUAGCACAAAGCAGAUCUUUGCUGCUGCGCCGAAACCGGGCGAGGCUUCAUCACUGGCAACCUUCAAGCUGAUUAUUCUCGAUGAGGCGGACGCUAUGACAUCUACAGCCCAGAUGGCUCUGCGAAGGAUUAUGGAGAAGUACACAGCAAAUACGCGAUUCUGCAUCAUCGCAAACUACACACACAAGCUAUCCCCAGCGCUGCUUUCGCGAUGUACCCGAUUCCGGUUCUCGCCGCUCAAAGAAAGAGAUAUUCGAAAUUUGGUAGACAAAGUCAUCGAGGAUGAGAAGGUUAACAUCACGCAAGAGGCAACGGAAUCGCUCGUAACCCUGAGCAAGGGCGAUAUGCGACGAGCGCUAAACGUCUUGCAAGCGUGCCAUGCAUCAAGUACUCCGCUACAGCCACCUGACCAGCCUGCACCAGACCCAAGCACUAUCGUGCGAGAUCAGAUCACGCAAACCACCAUCUAUGACUGUAUAGCUGCACCUCACCCCGCAGACAUCACCUAUAUCCUCAACUUGCUGCUUGAAACCGGCGAUAUCACACAGUGCUUGAAGACGAUAAACACCAUAAAGACUCAAAAAGGUCUUGCGCUGGCAGAUAUCUUGACGGCGUUGAGUGAAGAGCUGGUGAAGAACGAAGUACCCGCCCAGACACUAGUGACAUGGAUGUCAGGCCUUGCGGACAUCGAGCAUCGACUUAGCAGCGGCGGAAGCGAGGCGAUUCAAACGGGUGCGACUAUUGGCGUGGUGAGGAUGGGCGUGGAACUGCUCGCACAUGGGAAAGGAAAAUAAAGCCAGAGUCCACUCGGUGGAAAGAGCACAAUCUGAGAUCAGAGCUGCGAGCAACUUUGGAGAUGUUAUGAUACCACUUUCCGACGCUUACAAUCAUUGUAAUGCAUGCUUCUUCUUCCAACAAGGGUUGGUCCCUUCUCGUUGCGACGUUGUCGAUGGUACUGUGUUUGUGGCGGCUCCUUCAUUUGUUAAACGAAACACUCCACGGUGCAUUACUGGGACAAACGUUUGUGCAUGAAGUAUAGAUAAGGUUAUCCCAAAAAACAGGACGUGGAUCCAGA